Dovyalis caffra is the source of this 1092-nucleotide messenger RNA. The record is from the annotation of a GenBank genome assembly. NCBI's taxonomy places the organism in Eukaryota, Viridiplantae, Streptophyta, Magnoliopsida, Malpighiales, Salicaceae.
AUGGCUUCAACAAUUCUUCGAUCUCGCAUUUUAUCAAUCAUAUCAAGAUACAAUAAAUCUAAUCGCCGAUUCUUUUGUGCAAACAAGGAAUCCAUCAUCUCUUCUCAAUCAAUUAUAUCCGAUCAAUCUGCGGCGGCUGCGGCGGCGGAGGAAGCACCGGCGCAGGCUAUUGGUAGUUCGGAGAAUAAGGCGUGGAGUUUCUUCAAGUAUGGAAUUGUUGGCGCCCUCACUGGAGCCACUGCUUUUGCUGGCUACGCUUCUUACGCCUACAGCUUGGAUGAAGUGGAGCAGAAGAUGAAAGCGUUGAGAGAAUCAGUAAACUAUACUGCUGGUAAUGACGCGUCCAAUGUUGAGAAAUAUCAGGGUUUGCUAUACUCCACUGCUAUGACAGUUCCUGCUAAAGCAGUAGAACUUUACUUGGAUCUGAGGAGGCUACUGGAAGAACAUGUCAAAGGUUUUACUGAACCAACCUCAGAAAAGCUUCUUCCUGAUUUGCAUCCUGCUGAGCAACAUGUUUUUACUCUGGUUUUAGAUCUUAACGAGACUAUAAUUUAUAGUGAUUGGAAGCGUGACAGAGGCUGGCGAACAUUCAAACGACCUGGAGUAGAUGACUUCUUGCAACACCUUGGACGGUUCUAUGAAAUUGUUGUGUAUUCUGACCAGCUGAGUAUGUAUGUCGAUCCUGUUGUUGAAAGGUUGGAUUCAAACCACUUUAUACGAUAUAGGCUAUCAAGGAGUGCUACGAAGUAUCAGGAUGGCAAGCAUUAUAGAGAUCUUUCAAAACUUAAUAGAGAUCCAGGUAAAAUUCUCUAUGUGAGUGGCCAUGCAUUUGAAAAUAGCCUUCAGCCAGAAAACUGUGUCCCAAUUAAGCCAUUUAAGAUUGAUGAAACGGAUGAUAUACCACUGGAUACAGCACUUUUGGAUCUUAUUCCCUUUCUCGAGUAUGUUGCUCGCAACAGUCCAUCUGAUAUCAGAACGGUGUUGGCAUCUUAUGAAAGAAAGGAUGUAGGAAAAGAGUUCCUUGAGCGUUCUAAAGAUUAUCAGAGGCGAAUGCAAGAACAGAGGCAGCAAGGUCGCAUCUGGCGUCGUUGA